Molecule: messenger RNA, 891 nt
Organism: Adineta steineri
Lineage: Eukaryota; Metazoa; Rotifera; Eurotatoria; Adinetida; Adinetidae
Source: the annotation of a GenBank genome assembly
AUGGUAACCUUUGAAACAUGGUUUAUUUGUUUCGAUAUAUUCAUGAUAAUUGGUCUUAUUUUAACUAUUAUUCUUAGUAGUAUUUUUCUAUUAGUUAUCAUUUCGGAUAAAACAUGUCAUACAUUACCAAUGAUGUUAAUUGCUAAUACAUGUUUUUCUCAAUUUAUAUUUACUAGCGAUAUACUUUUUAUGAUUAUAGUUACAUUAAAAAAUGAUCUCAAACAAAUUGAUUAUCAAGAUUCACUUUGUAUAGUUCGAGGUUAUUUAUCAUAUGCUUUAUGUAUUAUAAUGAACUGUUCUUUUUUAUUACAAGCUCUUCAUAGAUAUAUUCUUGUUGUUUACCCGACUCGUUUAUUUUGGCAAACAAAAAAAAUUUAUAUAUUAUUUAUUUGCAUAACAUGGAUAUAUGGUUUUUUAUCUCCAUUAGCAUUUAUAUUUACUGGUGAUAUAACCUAUGAUGUUGAUAAUCAAAUAUGUCAAAUUCCUUUAAAACUAUCUUUCUCUCUAAUUUUUGCGAUUAGUAAUGUUUAUAUUAUACCUACGUUUUUGAUACAGUUAAUUUAUAUGAAAUUAGUUCGAUAUGUAAAAGAAAUAAGAAAACGUGUAACAACUGGAAAUAGUUUAUUUCGUGCACAAAGAGAAUUAAGAAUGGUACGACGAAUACUUAUAGUUUUGACUAUAUUAAUUAUAUUUGGUUUACCAUAUACAAUAUUUAUAUUGAUAUCAUUUUUUACUGAACCACCAAAAUAUCAUUUUCGAAUAGCCGGUAUAUUUAUAAAUUCAUCGUCAGUAUUUGUUAUGAUUGCUUUGUUUCAAUUUACAGAACCACUCAAAGUAUCUAUGUUGAAAAGAAUAAAUUUACGACCAACAGUUAUACGAACAAUAACAUAA